Anopheles nili is the source of this 1369-nucleotide messenger RNA. RefSeq lists its product as uncharacterized. The record is from RefSeq and is a predicted model, not a curated record. Lineage: Eukaryota; Metazoa; Arthropoda; Insecta; Diptera; Culicidae. The transcript is spliced from 3 exons. The coding region runs from base 127 to 837 and encodes 236 amino acids.
AGGCUCUACCGGUCUAGAUAAACGGCGGAGUCGCUUAGCAUAGCCGUGCAAAGCGCUGAGCAGGGAGCAGUCUACAGGUAUCUUCGGUUGAAGUCUUCACAAGGAACAACUAGACAGUGCGCAAAGAUGAAGCUGUUGCUGUUAGUGGUGGCGUCCUUGAUCGCCGUAUGCCUUGCCGAGCCAAAGCCUGCCAUCAAUGAGGUCAAAUCGAAUCAACCGCUGCAGAAACCGGGUCGAUUCUUGUCCCUGCCAGUACCGGAGAAAUGCGCAUCACGUCCGAAGCAGUUUAGCUACCGUGGACAUAAUUACUUCUACAGCGCCCAUGUUCCGGCUCUGGCCGACAAGCGAGUGGACUGGCUCGAUGGCCGUAAUAUUUGCCGCGAAUACUGCAUGGACCUGGUGUCGCUAGAAACGCAGGAAGAGAACAAUCUCAUCUUCCGACUGAUCCAGCAAAAUGACGUACCGUACAUCUGGACAGCUGGUCGUCUGUGCGACUUCAAGGGCUGCGAGGGUCGUCCGGAUCUGGAACCAAAGAACGUCUACGGCUGGUUCUGGUCGAACAACCGCGAGAAGAUUCACGCCACCAACCAGAUCCCGAACGGAUGGGGCUACAACCCGUGGAGCAAGUCAGGCCACAAGAAGAUCCCGCAGCCGGACAACGCUGAGUUCGACAUCAACCAGACGACCGAGUCUUGCCUGUCGAUCCUCAACAACGUGUACAACGAUGGUAUCGGUUGGCAUGAUGUGGCCUGCUACCAUGAGAAGCCGGUAGUUUGCGAGGAUUCUGAGGAGCUGCUGAACUACGUUCUUGCAACCAACCCAGGCAUUCGUUUGUAAGCGAAUCGGAAAAGUGAAAGUGCUCACCGCAGGGGAUUGCAAUAGAACUGCCCAGCAUUGAAUGAAAACUGCCCUUAAGCACUGCUUCACAUUUUCAAACUCGAGGACUCAAUCUCGCUCCUCCUUUCUCCUCUGUAUUAUUUCCACGAUAUACUGCUCAUCUGAUAAAAAAGCUUAGUUUGCUUCCUCAUGUAGUAGUUGAAGGUUGCAGAAAAAUAUGUAGUACUGUUCGUGUAGUGCGUCAGUACAAAAAGUAAAUUUGGUAAAAUAUGCAUUAAAGUGAAAACGAACCAAACCGUCAAUUAGUAGACUCGAUUUACAAGCCGUUUCUUUCUGCAUCUUUCAGUUUUACGCGCCUGGGUUAUCAUUUUUUUAGACAAACAGAUUUUGAAAGCUCAGUUUCAUGUUUUUUUUUUUCCAAAAUCCUGUCCGUUUAAGCCAAUGCAAAAUCAAUAUCCACCUCCAUCACACAAUGGAACGCAUGUAAAAUGUUUUCUGAAUGUAUAUUUAUUAAAUAAAUAGACUUUUUAAG